This is a messenger RNA of Ceutorhynchus assimilis (cabbage seed weevil), 1602 nucleotides long. NCBI's taxonomy places the organism in Eukaryota, Metazoa, Arthropoda, Insecta, Coleoptera, Curculionidae. The record is from the annotation of a GenBank genome assembly.
GGGGAUCACAGAUGAUUGGAUAAAUAUUUUUUUUUUGAAAAUCGUGUCGUGUCCGAUCAGAAUAAUAUGGCAAAAAUUAAUAAAAAGAAAAAUUAAACUAGGAUAUAGGAUAAGUAAAGUAUCAUAGUUUUCCCAAAAUUUCAUGUACAUAUAUUAAAUUGACCAAAAUGCCUCUUCAGUUGAAAAUUUUUACCCUAAACUGCUGGGGGCUUGCUUUAUUAUCAAAAAACAGAAAAUCCAGGUUCGAAGCUAUAGGAGAAUGGUUAUUGGCAAACCCAGUUGAUAUCGUAUGUCUUCAGGAAGUUUGGCUGAUGAGAGACUUUAAUUUUCUACAAGAGACACUUAUUGACUUAUUACCCUAUUCUCAUUACUUUUAUAGUGGUGUAGUAGGUUCAGGAAUUUGCAUUCUAUCAAAACACCCAAUCGAAGAAACCUUUUUCCAUCAAUGGUCCGUUAACGGUUACAUUCACAAACUACAACACGCAGAUUGGUUUGGAGGAAAAGGCGUAGGCCUUUGCCGCUUGAAAAUCGUAGAUGACAAGGAUACUUACUUUGCUAACGUUUAUACAACCCAUCUACACGCCGAAUAUAACCGUGCUUCUGACGAGUACCAAGCUCAUCGUGUCUUACAAGCUUACGACACAGCUCAAUUUAUAUUGCUCACCUCACAAUCUGCAGAUUUAAUUGUAUUAGCCGGCGAUCUUAAUACGGAACCGGAAGAUUUGCCUUACAGAGUAAUUUUAACUGUGCCAGGAUUGGUAGAUUCCUUUGUGCAAGCCAGAGAUGUGCCUCAAGAGAAAAUGGCAACUUGUGAUAGUUUCAGGAACAGCUAUACACCGCCAAUGUUGCUUAAAACGCAAAAGCUGGGUAAAAGAAUUGAUUAUGUUAUGUACCAUCCUGGAACAAAUGUUACAAUCAACUUGAAAAGCUAUGAUUUGCCUAUGUUAGAAAGAGUACCUAAAAAAUCUUUUAGUUACUCUGAUCAUGAAGGUGUAUUGGUUGAAUUAUCAAUAUCGCACAACUCAAAAUCAGGUUUAAAUCAGCCAGAUGAAGCGGCGAAAAAAUUAGUCCUAGAAGAAUGCAUAGACCUUUGCAAGGAUGCCUUGAAAAGUAUUGCAAAUGCAAAAAUAUUUUAUUGGUUUAUUGUUGUAUUCAUGUGCAUUUUUAUAAUAUGCAGUCUAGUUUUCCCAGCAGUUUAUACCGUGCCCGUUGUAACUGACAACCCAAUAAUAUUUUCAGUUUGCAGAGUUUUAUUGACCGGCCUUACGUUUUUUGCCUUUUUGAUGGCGACGCUGUGGAGCCCCAUUGAAAUGCACGGAGUGUUGUCUGGUAAAGUUGCAAUGGAAGUUUCUUUGAAGAAAAUUACCAAGAACAGCUAACAAAUGAUUCGGUAUUUGUUGGAACAAGAAACUAUAAUAAUUUAUUAACAAAAUUGAUUUGAGAUUAUCCCUAUAAAAACACGUUUUACAAUAAUUGUUAAGUUUUAAGGACCAAUAAUUAUAUAUAUAUAUAUAUAUAUUUUUUGAUUAGGUUUGUGCAAUAGUGUUUUUUGAGAUUUUAAGUUCCUUUGUGUAAUUUUAGUUUUGUACUAUAAUAUGUACA